AUGCUGAGACACGCACUCGUCCUCCUUGCCUUCCUGUUACCGGUCGUCAUAUUUGCCCUCACGUUGAACGUACCCGACCUGUACAGAUUUCGUGCAGAUUACUGGAGCAACAGCUUUACUCAUUGCAACUACGAUGGCACCUUCACACCUUAUGACACCCCAUCCAAGAGUCUCUGGGACAAGGCAGGCUUCUUCGACAUCAACGUCGCUUGGGGCGAGAUGGGGUUUUCAACAGCAAAGUUUAUCGAUAUUUUCUGGGAUAAUGCAGUGGGAAGAACGGGACAGGCUCUUAUCGCCUGCGUCACUUACAAGGUCACUUCGCAGUAUCUGGAUGUGGCCAUGCAAGAAGGACCAAUACCCUACACGACAUUCGAAUCGUUGGCGUUUGUUCCACCAACGUUAAUACGAACAGGCAGACUAGCCAGGGAUCUAUUGACAAACCGAGGCUGGCGAGCCAGGUUAAUCAUGCUCUGGAUCCUGUUUAGCUCAUUGUUUGUCAUCAGCUUCUCUUCGUUUGCCACGGCCAUGUCUGGGUAUAGCAGCGAUACAACCGCCGUCAUGCCCAACUACGAUGGCAUCGACACAGGAUGGGAGGACUAUGAGGUUGUCCAGUUUGCCAUCAACGAUGCAUGGCGCAUUGGCGAGCCUGCACCAGUGACUAUUACCGGGACUACUAGCUGUGUCCAGCAAGGCUUGAGUUCCGAUAACAAUGACGACGAUGAUAGUGGUUACUCCAGGAGUACGUACAAUCGUCGAGAUGGAAGUGACGAUGAUGACGAGGACGAUCCUUGGGAAUAUGUCCCCUUCAACUGUACCCUGUUUUGGCGCACGGUUCAAUAUGUCGGUGCCUACGGCCUCCAAGCCGCCAGCAAAGAACCCAGCACAUUCACCGUUGCUGGCGUGACACAUAACUUGACAUCACCAAGUCUGGAUAUCACCACCUCAUACACUCCGGCAUCUAUAUCACUGUUAUCAUCAUAUCUGGACAACUUCUCUACCGAAUCAGCACACGUUCUAAAUUCCGUAGACAAGGUCACUCCAUCAACUUUCUGGAUCUACGACAACCAGACUUAUUCUUACGAGUAUGUCAUAGACCACGCCACCUGUCGCUACACAGGCUUCCACAACUGGGGCUUUUCGUUCUUGUUACUAUUUGCCACAACGUUACUGUUGGCUAUUUGGGCUAUAGGCACGUACAUCUUAUGGAUGUAUGUCUAUCUUCACGGCCCUCGCAAUGAAGAAUCUCGGUCCGGCUGUACCCACAGCUCUGGAAUCUACCGCUCAAGCUGGGCCCUUGUUGAGGCAAUAAAGAGAGACCUUGGCACUGAGGCUGUCACGUCCGGAAUGACUGAGCAAGAGGUCCGAAAUUUGGUCCGAGGUCGACGUGGACGAGCGAACGGUGUCGGAGGCGUAGGCGCAGGCCAGCCAGUGUCAGUACCGACCGACGGACCACAGAGAGGCACUCAUUCCGACCUGCAAGCGCCUGCCCAUCAUUCUACCCGGUGGGAAGAGUUUCGAAGAUGGCUGCGACCCCGAGGAUUACCACCACCUCCGUCCAGAGAUGGCACACACAUCCACACAAGCCCGAAAAGUUUCCAAAACACGUCUUCGGUAUUCUCACCGUCUUCGCAGCACCCAUUUCUCACACCAUUGUCACCCAGCACGCCACGCACAGCCUCAUUAACCUCGUUCUCGCCAUCGUCGAUAUUCACGUUCAGCAAUCAGCCGACCACGCCCACGGACAUGCUUUCUGGCCCUGUGGCCGAUACUGGUGUACAAGAGGUACCCGGGCGAAAAGUUCGACCAGGCCUAACCAGACUAACUUCCACGACGCCCUCGCACACCUCGACAUUCAACGAAACGCCUCGCUCAGUGUCAACAUCUUCUGCGCGCUGGUGGCUACCGAUGUCGUCUUCGUCCCCAACAUCGAUCACGGCAAUCCCUUCGCACAUCGACCCUCAUUCGCCCACCACUGGUAGGACAGCGAGUAUGGAAAGUCGUUCUUGGGAAAAAAGGACAACGGAAAGCAGCGAUGCCCUGAAGUUCAAGAACGAUCUGGGCGAUGACUAG
This is a messenger RNA of Exophiala viscosa, 2070 nucleotides long. RefSeq lists its product as uncharacterized. The record is from RefSeq and is a predicted model, not a curated record. NCBI's taxonomy places the organism in Eukaryota, Fungi, Ascomycota, Eurotiomycetes, Chaetothyriales, Herpotrichiellaceae. The transcript has 2 exons. Bases 1 to 2070 code for a protein of 689 amino acids.